Vitis riparia (riverbank grape) is the source of this 1101-nucleotide messenger RNA. RefSeq lists its product as uncharacterized. Bases 97 to 891 code for a protein of 264 amino acids. The record is from RefSeq and is a predicted model, not a curated record. The transcript is spliced from 5 exons. NCBI's taxonomy places the organism in Eukaryota, Viridiplantae, Streptophyta, Magnoliopsida, Vitales, Vitaceae.
ACACAUCCAGUAAUAAGAUGGCGGUCAUACACAGACGCCAAUUUCUGCUGCUGCUGCUGCUGGUAGUGGACCUAGUGGUAGAGGUGGAAGCCGAAGAUGUUAUCUCAUCAGUGUGGGAUGGUGACGACGAUGACUACGAUGAUGGUGCCCACUUCUCCGGCCUACCAGAGAAAUUCCUUUGUCCCUCUCUCCUUCCCAAAGCCCAAACCUUCUUCUACAUCACCCUUCGUUUCUCCCACUGUCUGUCUCUCUCCCGGGUUCGAUCAGCUCCCUGAAAUCGCCCACAACAAGGUUCUGAUAGCAGCAGGGGUUUCGGCGGCAAUAGGGCAGCUCUCGAAGCCCUUUACUUCCUCUCUUCUCUACAGCCGCAAAUUCGAUCUUGGUUCCGCCAUUCAACCAGGGGGAUUUCCUUCUACCCAUUCAUCUGCGGUUGUGGCCGCUGCAACGUCGCUCGCUCUUGAAAGGGGGUUUUCUGACUCAAUCUUUGGUAUGGCUGUUGUUUUUGCUUCCCUUGUCAUGUAUGACGCUCAGGGAGUGAGAAGGGAAGUGGGCAAUCAUGCAAAAACCAUAAACAUGACACUUUCCAAGACACGGUUUCAUUGUAAUGAUGGAGAUGAUAUGUCAACCACUCAACCGGGAAAACCAUCAUCAAAUAUAGAGACUUCUCCUGCACCCAAACGAACAAAUGCCACUCUAUUAGCUAGAUCACCCAACAGGCUGAGACAAACCAGUUCAACUCUGAUGUCUUCUGGCUUAGAUACUGAUGCUGAAGAAGGAUCAAAGAAAGUUAUCAAUCCAUUGAAAGAAACAGUCGGCCACACUGAGGUUGAAGUCCUAGCAGGCGCCUUGCUAGGUUUCUUUGUCAGCCUGGCAGUGCAGACCAUGCUAUGAUGUCCAUCCAUUUUCUUUUGAUCAAUUCAUUUCAAACUUUAUUUGUUGACAUCUACCUAAGUUUUUGACACCCUUUUGAGUCGUGUCACAUAAGGAAAUAAGGUCAGAUUUAGGCCUAGAAGCGUCCAACAAGUCUGUUCCAAACUUUUGGCGUUGUUCAGAGUUACUGAGAUGAACAAAUCCCAAUUUAUAGAAUUGUUUUUAAUUUAA